AUGUACCAUUUGGGGCAUAUAUAUGAUAGUUUAAUCAGAGGUGAAAUACAGUGUACGAGUUGGAGAUUUUCGGUUGAAGCUAACAAAGGGCCGUGGAAAACGAUUCCUCGUGAAUGUUUGGAGUACGUGAAAGAUUACAUGAUGGGUCGAAGUUAUAAAAUGGAUCUCGAGAGGGCCUCUGACGAGGCUAAAGUUUACGCCAAUACUGUUCAAAUGGAUGGUGAUGGCAAAGAUGUGUGGAUUUUCGACAUUGAUGAUACUUUGUUAUCCAAUCUUCCUUAUUAUCAAGAGCAUGGUUAUGGCUCCGAGAUAUUUGAUCCAGUGGAGUUUGAUAAGUGGGUUGAGAAGGCCAUGGCACUAGCUAUAGAACCCAGUUUCAAACUUUAUGAAGAGGUUCUGAAAUUGGGCUUUAAGAUUUUCUUGUUGACCGGGCGCAGUGAAAAUAAAAGGGCUGCUACUAUUGAUAAUUUGAUCAAUGCUGGGUUUCAGAAUUGGGACAAACUCAUUUUGAGAGGCCCUGAGGACCAUGGGAAAUUGGCAACAAUUUACAAGUCAGAGAAGAGAAAUGAGAUGGUAAAUAAUGGAUUUCGAAUUCUUGGGAACUCUGGGGACCAAUGGAGUGAUUUACUGGGUGCUUCAAUGUCCAUUCGCUCUUUUAAGCUUCCGAAUCCAAUGUAUUAUAUUCCCUGAUGGCACAGAUUGUAUUUGAAUUGAUUAUUUUUAAAAAUAAUUCCUGAUAGAACAGAUAAGACUGUUGUUCUUGUAAAUUGUAAAGAACUUAAAACACACAAAGAUUGUUGAACUGAGUAACUAACAAUUCCAAACACUCUUGUGUACAAAUACAUUUAUUAUUAACCAAAACA
Molecule: messenger RNA, 863 nt
Organism: Pistacia vera
Lineage: Eukaryota; Viridiplantae; Streptophyta; Magnoliopsida; Sapindales; Anacardiaceae
Product: acid phosphatase 1-like
Molecular function (GO): acid phosphatase activity
Source: RefSeq, a predicted model, not a curated record